Messenger RNA from Drosophila subobscura, 4917 nucleotides. RefSeq names its product protein cappuccino (gene capu). The record is from RefSeq and is a predicted model, not a curated record. Gene Ontology annotation, cellular component: cytoskeleton; cytoplasm; actin filament. Gene Ontology annotation, molecular function: actin filament binding; microtubule binding. Gene Ontology annotation, biological process: actin nucleation; cortical actin cytoskeleton organization; actin filament network formation. NCBI's taxonomy places the organism in Eukaryota, Metazoa, Arthropoda, Insecta, Diptera, Drosophilidae.
AUCAGAAACAGAAUCCAAAGCCGACAGCAGAUACUGGAAAAUCGUUCAACAUGGGAAACUCCCAGAACCGUGCCACAACUGGCGAUGAAAAGUCACAGCCGCCGCCAGGUGGCAGUCUAGUCCGCUUGGGCAUUGGCGGCGGUGGCGGGGCAUCGCCCCUGGCCCUGGGUGGAGGCACUUUGGUGGAGCAUCGCAGUGGAGUGCGGAUGCUCGGUCGCCUGGUGGGACAGAAACGCAUACGGGAGGCAUUCCUGCAUCCAAAAGUGAGUUCCAAUUCGGGAGCAGGAGAAGCUGUUGCCAGCAGCGCCGAUGCUGGAGAGGGAAUUGCGGUGGUUGGGGACUGGACCACAGCGGCAGCAGCGGCGGCAGCGGCAGUGGAGCAUGGACAAUUGGAUGCCAGCGCAGAACAAAUAGAUUUUCUUCCCAUCAAACCGCCGCGUCUCAAGAAACAACAAAAGGGGCAACAGGAGCUGCAAGAGCAACAACUCUGCAGCCUAACACAGCUCUGUCAGCUGUCCACAAAGCUGCGAAAAAGUACAGCAGAGGAAGAUGAGAAGGUAGAAGAUCAGGCAGAGGAGGAAGGGGAAGCAAUACUGCCAGACCGGCGACUGCUGCAAGCUGAAGCUCUGCCCACCACUCAGCAGCCGCGCAAGCGUCGAACGGCACCGCAACCGCCUACCAAACCCAUGAGAAGAGGAAAGCACGACAUGGCUGAUCAUUCGGAUGAAGCUUUCAUUGAAGCGCUUUUGUACGACACAAUUGAGACAGCAGUAGCUGCAAAAGCACAAGAAGCAACGAAAGCUACAGAAUCAGCACAAGAAGCAACGAAAGCUAUAGAAGCAGCACUAGAAGCAACGAAAGCAACAACAAACGGCAGCGAGGCUGCAGUACAAGCAUCGAAAGCAACAACAAACGGCAGCGAAGCUGCAGUCGUAGACGACGUGGUCAGUUUGGACUAUACCGAUUCUCUAGAGUACUACAAUUGUGUGAGCGACAACUCCUGCUGCUAUGCCUCGAGUGACACUCUGACGCAUCAAGAGCAACAACAGCAGCAGCGUCAUCAUCCACGAUGCUAUCUGCAUAGCCAGCAUCGCUAUUACCAACAUCAAAAUCAUCAUAGCCAUCCCUUUGACCAUGAUCAGAGAUCGUUGUGCACCUCAUGCUCAAGCAAUGAUUCCCUAUUCACAGAUCCAGUGGAUGCGCUGCUUGUACCCAAGGACUAUCUGCAGGCACACAAAGCGGAGGCAGCAGCUGCAGGUCUUCCGAAACGGGAUCGUCCUUUGAGUGAGAUCAGCGUGACCUCGGUGGACACACUCUCGCCGAGCACAGCCAAGGCAGUGCUUGAGCUGCAGCGUCGCUGUCGCGCGGACAAGUUGGCCUGCCUGAGCCUUACGCCCAUAUCGUACCUUCAUAUAGCCAAUGAUCGGAGGGAGUCGGCGGAUGCGGAGGAGCGGAAUCCAGCAUCAGAGGGUUCCCCAGACGAGCUAAUGGCCCUGCAGUUGGGCAAGAAGCUGGCCCAGGUGCUGGGCAGCACCGCAACACCCCCGCCAGCUACGGCAGUCGGUGGCAAUAUGGAGAGCAGCGGUACCAGAGUGGAUUCCCCACUGGGCAAUGGCGAACUCUUCAAUGUGUCCAAGUCCAAGAAGGUGGAACUGCAGAACCUGUCAUCGCGUUUCACAGCCGCCGUUUGUCCAACGCCGCCGCCUCCCACCCAGGAUACAGGAGCAUCAGCAUCGGCCGUGGCAUCAGCAGCUCAAACAGCAGGCAGCUCCUCCUCCUCCGCUUUGCAGGCUUCUGCUCCAGCAUCAUCGUCGUCGUCAUCCUUGCUGGAAACGCAAUCAACUGUUAUAAUUUCGUUUAAAUCAUCUCAAACACCUGUGCAGUCUCAAACGACGAUUCAGAGCCCGACUCCGACUCCGACUUCGACAGCGACAUCAGUUCCAGCGUCUGACAAUGUGGAGGAUGACAUGGCAGAGCUGCCAUUGCCGCCGCUGCCGCUGCCGCCACCCCCUGGAUUUGGUACGCCCACAACGCCGCUGCUCACGAGCAAUGUGCUUAAGAAGGUCGCCAGCUUUACGGUCGAGAAGUCCGCGGCGGGCAGCAGCUCCUCCAACACGCUGCCAUUGAUGGAGGAGACAACGCUCUUGGCCACGCCGACAUCGUCGCUGUUGGCAACCCUGCCAGAGCUGGCAGGUGCCCCCGUCACAGGGGCUGGCGCUGGCUCUGGGACUGGUUCGCGUCGCGGCUCAUCUUAUGUACCGGAAAAGUUAAGCUUCGCUGCAUAUGAAAAGUUCGAAGGUCAAAUGCUGAUGAAAUGGCUAAUAUCCACACUGCAGGGCAAUCCCAAGACAAUGGCAGCCAUGGAGCUGCAGGAACAGUUUAAUGUGAUGGCGCUGCAGUUUUGCAAUAAUCUCAAAUAUGUUGGCGUACUCAAGCAGAUCUCUUCCAACGAGCAGCAGCAGCAGCAGCAGCAGGAUGGCGGCGGCACAGCGACGGCAGGAUUCAGUCCCUAUGAGAUGUACCAAUGGACACACACGGAACAGCCAACAACAUCGCUGCCCCUCACACCCGGCAAACUGGAUAAGGUCGCCUCUUGGCCCUUCUCAAGCACACCAGCGGGCCAGCGUACCUUGGAGGCAUCUUCGCUGGCAGCAGCCUCCACAGCAGUGGCAACAGGAGCAGUGGCAGCGGCAGGAGCUGCAGCUGCAGCGGCAACAACGGCCACGCCCGCAGCCAGCGACCCACAGAAGACUUUGCAGCAAAUCCUCAAGAAGCGACUUCUCAACUGCGCCACGCUGGCCGAGGUGCAUGCGGUGGUCAAUGAGCUGCUGAGCAGCGUCGAUGAGCCACCGCGACGUCCCUCCCGACGUUGCGUCAAUCUCACGGAGCUGCUCAAUGCCAGCGAGGCGACAAUUUACGAGUACAACAGGCCGCAGGAGAGCAGGAGCUGUGCGGAUGGUGAGACGCAAACGGAGGGGAAGGACUGUCAGGGCACGUGUCGCUGUGGUGCAGCGGCAGAGGGUACACCCGCGCCACAGCCUGCUCCAACGCUCGUUGCUCCUCCCGCUCCCCCGCCCCCACCACCGCCACCUGCUUUCGCUGGUGCACCGCCACCGCCGCCGCCCCCGCCCAUGCCUCCUGGAUUAGCUCCACCCCCGCCUCCACCCAUGCCACCAGGCAAUGGUGCGCCCCCGCCUCCGCCCAUGCCUGGCAGUGGCGCACCUCCGCCGCCGCCUCCGCCUGGUUUUGGUGGCCCACCGCCGCCCCCCAUGCCUGGACCAGCUGCUGGUGCGCCGCCACCGCCGCCGCCGUCUAUGAUCUCACCCGCGCCGCUGCCCGAUCCCGCGGAGGGCAAUUGGUUUCAUCGCACAAACACGCUGCGUAAAAGUGCCGUUAAUCCGCCAAAGCCCAUGCGUCCGCUUUAUUGGACGCGCAUUGUGACAAUGGCGCCGCCCGUGCCGCGUCCCUCCUCGAUAGCUAAUUCGACAGACAGCACGGACAAUGCGGAGAUCUGCGGCAGCUCGCCCGAUGAAGCGCCCACAACGAGCGCCAGUGGCAGUGGCGCCUCCACGCCGGGAGCCACGGCGCCUGCGGCAAUGGCACUCCCAGCCGCACCUGUUGUGCCUCCACCCACAAAGGAGAUCUGGACGGAGAUCGAGGAAACGCCGCUGGACAACAUUGAGGAGUUUACGGAGCUCUUCUCGCGCCAGGCCAUUGUGCCGGUGAACAAGCCGAAGGAGGUGAAGAUGAAGCGAGCCAAAUCCAUCAAGGUGCUCGAUCCGGAGCGCUCCCGCAAGGUGGGCAUCAUCUCCCGCAGCCUGCACGUGCCCACCAGCGAGAUCGAGCAUGCCAUCUACAAUCUGGACACAUCCGUGGUGAGCCUCGAGGCGCUGCAGCAUUUUGGACACAUCAAGGCCAGCGAUGAGGAGCUGCACAAGAUCAAGGAUGCGGCGGGCGGGGAAAUACCGCUGGAUACACCCGAGCAAUUCCUGCUGGACAUCUCACUCAUCUCGAUGGCCAGCGAGCGCAUCUCGUGCAUUGUGUUCCAGGCCGAGUUCGAGGAGUCGCUGACGCAGCAGCUGCGCAAACUGGAGACGAUACAGCAGCUGUCGCAGCAGCUAAUCGACAGCGAGGAUCUCAAAUUGGUCUUCUCCAUCAUCCUGACGCUGGGCAACUACAUGAACGGUGGCAACCGGCAGCGUGGCCAGGCGGAUGGCUUCAAUCUGGACAUACUCGGCAAACUGAAGGAUGUCAAGUCCAAGGAGCGGCAGACCACGCUCCUCCACUUCAUUGUGCGCACGUACAUAGCGCAGCGGCGGAAGGAGGGUGUCCAUCCGCUGGACAUACGUCUGCCCAUACCCGAGCCAGCGGACGUGGAGCGUGCAGCGCAGAUCAAGUUUGAGGAUGUGGAGAAGCACAUCAAUGAGCUGAAAAAGAAAUUUUUGGUCUUCAAGCGCACCACGGCCAAGGUGCUGGCUGCCUCCAGUGAGGACAUAAUGGAACCCUUCAAGUCCAAAAUGGAGGAAUUCACGGACAGUGCGGACACGGCGGUGGCCAAGCUGGAUCGCAUGCUGGAGGAUGGCCGCGAGCUGUUUCUGGAGACAAUGCGCUUCUAUCAUUACUCGCCGGAGACACAAACGCUCGAGGAUUGCACGCCCGAUCAGUUCUUUGAGUGCUGGACACAUUUCACCAAUGACUUUAAGGACAUUUGGCGCAAGGAGAUUGAGAAUCUUAUAAAUGAAUUGAAAAAGAAAUCAAAACAAGUGCAAAUCGAAUCCCGACGCAAUGUCUCCACGAAGGUGGAAAAGAAUGGGCGGCUCUCGCUCAAGGAGCGAAUGGUGAUGCGUCGCAGCAAAAAUUAAUUCUAGCUGCGCUUCUAAUAGAUAGAUAGACAUAUACAUAGAUAGAUACUUUUGC